Cadophora gregata is the source of this 366-nucleotide messenger RNA. RefSeq lists its product as uncharacterized. Bases 1 to 366 code for a protein of 121 amino acids. The transcript has a single exon. NCBI's taxonomy places the organism in Eukaryota, Fungi, Ascomycota, Leotiomycetes, Helotiales, Ploettnerulaceae. The record is from RefSeq and is a predicted model, not a curated record.
AUGACGACCUUCUCCACUUGGACGAAUACAACUGUUCUCUAUGCCAUACUAUUCCUAUCUGUCACUGUAUUCUUGGUAGCAAGUCUCCACCGUCUACUCUUCUCUCCACUGAGACACAUUCCUGGCCAUCCUUUAUGGGAAACCUCGCGAAUACCAUUUGCAUACAGUCUCCUCCGUGGCCACCUGCCUUAUGCUAUCUCAGCUCUUCACGAAAGAUAUGGCCCCAUCGUCCGUGUAUCUCCUUCUGAGAUCUCUUUAUCACCGAGACAGCCUGGACCGAUAUCUACACAGUAUUCAAGGCGAAGGGCGGGCGAAAACUCAACUGAAAAUAGAACCGGUUUUUCGAAGGGCUCCAGGAAAGGCUGA